Messenger RNA from Striga hermonthica, 1833 nucleotides. The record is from the annotation of a GenBank genome assembly. Lineage: Eukaryota; Viridiplantae; Streptophyta; Magnoliopsida; Lamiales; Orobanchaceae.
AUGACAAGAAUUUCUUUCAACCCUAAUCCUCUCUCCAUCUUUUUCUCUUCCCGCUGCGCCACUUCAGUCCAGAUCCAAAGUUACCGCCGCCCCCUCUUCCAACAAGUGAAUCUCGCGCUCUCCAGGGACUUGGCCGGCAGUGGGUCUCGUUAUCUCGCCUUUCCCCCCUGCUCCGGUGGGGGCCGCUGGCCGUUUUCAGCCCCAGUCGAGGGAGCCCGCCAUUUUGCUGGUGUCCCGGUCUCGCGAGCUGAUUUUCCGCACCAUGGAGACACAGGUUUGGUUAGCUUCUUGGAGGGGGAGGGGGGGUCACGUCUGUCGAGCCGUCCUGCUCAGAUGCGAGCCGCGAGCGACCCUUAUUCAGCGGACCUCACUCGUCGCCGGAUGCGACUCGCCGUCGGACGUGACUCGCCGCCGGAUUCAACCCUCCCUCUUAUCACUCACUCUUUCUUACAGAGCGUCCACGUCAUUCACGGAGCUGAAAUGAAAACAAACGCCACUAUAAACACACAUCGCAACUGCAUCAUCUCUCUUGCUCUGAACUACGACACAGCCAUGGCGACUGCACUGAGAAGAUCACUAAACCCUAAUUCUCUUUCUCUAUGCGUUGUUCUAUCUCUCCUUCUCGUGGUCUCCUCUGCCAAAGUAUUCUUCGAGGAGCGCUUUGAUGAUGGAUGGGAAAACCGGUGGGUCAAAUCCGAUUGGAAGAAAGACGAGAAUUUGGCUGGUGAGUGGAAUUACACCUCUGGAAAGUGGAAUGGGGAUGCCAAUGACAAAGGUAUCCAGACCAGUGAAGAUUAUAGGUUUUAUGCGAUCUCAGCUGAAUACCCUGAAUUCAGCAAUAAAGAUAAAACCUUGGUUUUCCAGUUUUCUGUCAAGCAUGAGCAGAAGCUUGACUGUGGUGGUGGAUACAUGAAGUUACUCAGUGGUGAAGUGGACCAGAAAAAAUUUGGUGGUGACACCCCGUACAGUAUCAUGUUCGGACCAGAUAUCUGUGGCUACUCCACCAAAAAGGUCCAUGCUAUUCUGACCUACAAUGGAACGAACCACUUGAUCAAGAAGGAUGUUCCAUGCGAGACUGACCAAUUGACUCAUGUCUAUACUUUCAUCCUCCGCCCAGAUGCUACUUACAGCAUUCUCAUUGACAACUCAGAAAAACAGACUGGUAGCUUAUACACUGACUGGAGUAUUCUCCCUGCAAAGAAGAUCAAGGACCCUACAGCCAAAAAGCCCGAGGAUUGGGACGAUAAGGAGUUCAUUCCCGAUCCAGAGGAUAAGAAGCCAGAGGGCUAUGAUGAUAUCCCAAAAGAGAUUGAAGAUCCUGAAGCCAAAAAGCCUGAAGACUGGGAUGACGAGGAGGAUGGCCUCUGGACUCCUCCAACCAUGCCCAACCCAGAGUACAAGGGUCCAUGGAAGGCAAAGAAAAUUAAGAACCCCAACUACAAGGGCAAGUGGAAGGCACCAAUGAUUGACAACCCAGAGUUUAAAGAUGAUCCAGAUCUCUAUGUUUUCCCUAACUUGAAGUAUGUCGGCAUUGAGUUGUGGCAGGUGAAAUCAGGAACAUUGUUUGAUAACAUUUUGAUAACCGAUGACCCUGAAUAUGCUAAGCAAGUAGCUGAAGAUACAUGGGGCAAACAAAAGGAUGCCGAGAAGGCAGCUUUUGAUGAGGCAGAAAAGAAGAGAGAAGAAGAGGAAUCUAAGGAUGAUGAGGACACACUCGAGUCGGAUGCUGAGGAUGGAGACGAUGAUGUUGAUGACAAAAAAGACUCUGAUGAUGUUGAUGUCACAGCCGACUCUGACGCAUCUGAUGCUGAUGAUAAACAUGACGAACUGUAA